Camellia sinensis is the source of this 507-nucleotide messenger RNA. RefSeq names its product SAUR-like auxin-responsive protein family. NCBI's taxonomy places the organism in Eukaryota, Viridiplantae, Streptophyta, Magnoliopsida, Ericales, Theaceae. Gene Ontology annotation, biological process: response to auxin. The record is from RefSeq and is a predicted model, not a curated record.
AUGAGAAAGAUCAGAGGCUUCAAGCUUAAACACAGGGUCACAACCCUUUUCCGAUUCUUCCUCCACCGGAACCGCUCCUCUUCCGGGUACCGUAGACUCUCUUUCUUCCCACCAGACCCAAACCCCAAACCCAUCUCCGCUCUCUUCAAUUCCCUCAAAACAAAGGCCAAGUCCCUCUGUUCUGCCAAUCCGGGUCGGAUUUUGGGUCGGGGUUACGUUCCAAUGGAUAGGAAUCACCGUUUGGUGGAGGUGCCGAAGGGUCAGAUGGCGGUGUAUGUGGGUCAGAAAGACGGCGGCGAUUUUCGCCGGGUUUUGGUGCCGGUGGUGUAUUUCAACCACCCGUUGUUUGGAGAUCUGUUGAGGGAGGCCGAGGAGGAGUUCGGGUUUGAUCACUCGGGUGGGAUUACGAUUCCUUGUCGGAUUUCGGACUUCGAGAACGUCAAGACCAGGAUCGCCGAAGGCCGCUGUGGCCGGAAUUUGCUGACGUGGAAGAAGGGUUCUUCUUGA